Molecule: messenger RNA, 9265 nt
Organism: Oncorhynchus kisutch (coho salmon)
Lineage: Eukaryota; Metazoa; Chordata; Actinopteri; Salmoniformes; Salmonidae
Product: unconventional myosin-IXAa-like
Exons: 41
Coding region: 396-8231 (2611 amino acids)
Biological process (GO): intracellular signal transduction; establishment of epithelial cell apical/basal polarity
Cellular component (GO): myosin complex; axonal growth cone; actin filament
Molecular function (GO): microfilament motor activity; actin filament binding; ATP binding
Source: RefSeq, a predicted model, not a curated record
GAGAGCGUAAUGCGCCUGCUCAGCAGUUUACACCGAUUGACAGAAGACAAAUCCAAGCAUCAGCGAGCGACGUGACACGGAGCUCCAUAUGCAAUAUUGUGACAAAAAAAAUAUGAAAGAAAUGGUGAUUAUCUUGAGCUACUGUAGAUAAAACCUCGAGUGAAUAAGAUUUCUAUUGAAGAAGCUAACCAAGGGUUGCCGUUUUGAAGACCGUGAUAUUUUCAUUCGUGGAAAUGGAAUUGGUAUGAGUUUUUGAGUGCAGUAUUUGUAAGCAGACGGAGUGCAGAGAAGAGUGAAUUCAAGCAACAGUAGAGCUGGAAUGUCCUGAGUCAGUCCCCCGGUCCAGAGAACAACUCCCAGCAUCAGCCAGUGCUGAUGGGACCUGCUUCUCCACGAUGAGUCUUCAAGAUGGCGGCUGCGGCUAUGCUAGCGACAAUUUGGCGGCUAACACGGCCAGCGGCAGCAUGCGGCGGCGCCUGGAGGACCAGGAGUUCACCCUGCGUGUCUACCCGGGCUCCCUGGCCGAGGGCACCAUCUACUGCCCCGUGAGCGCCCGCAAGAGCACCACUGCUGCCGAGGCCAUCGAGCGCCUGCUGGAGCGUCUGAGCCUGGACCGUACCAAAUGCUACGUGCUAGCCGAGGUGAAGGAGUUCGGCGGGGAGGAGUGGAUCCUCAACCCCAGUGACUGCCCAGUCCAGCGGAUGAUGCUGUGGCCCCGCAACGCCCUAGAGAAUCGCUGUGGCCUGGGCAGUGGGGAGGACUACCGCUUCCUUCUCCGAGAGAAGAACCUGGACGGCUCCAUCCAUUAUGGAGGCAGUCUCCAGAUGUGGCUCCGCGUGACAGAGGAGCGCCGCCGCAUGGUGGAACGGGGUUUUCUGCCCCAGCCCGCAGGGGGCGAGCACCCGGCCGACCUGUGCGCUCUCCCUGAGCUGACGGAGCACGCCCUGCUGGAGAGCCUCCGCUCGCGUUUCCGGCAGGAGAAGAUCUACACCUACGUCGGCUCCAUCCUCAUCGUCAUCAACCCCUUCCAGUUCCUACCCAUCUACAACCCUAAGUACGUCAAGAUGUACGACAACCACGCUCUGGGAGACCUGGAGCCGCAUAUCUACGCCGUGGCGGAUGUGGCCUAUCACGCCAUGCUACAGCGGCGGAGGAACCAGUGUAUCGUCAUCUCUGGAGAGAGCGGCUCGGGAAAGACCCAGAGCACCAACUUCCUGAUUCAUCACCUGACCGCCCUCAGCCAGAAGGGAUUCGCCAGUGGGGUGGAGCAGAUCAUCCUGGGGGCGGGGCCUGUGUUAGAGGCAUUCGGGAACGCCAAGACGGCUCACAACGACAACUCCAGCCGUUUUGGGAAGUUCAUCCAGGUCAACUACCAGGAGAGUGGCACCGUCCGAGGAGCGUAUGUGGAGAAGUACCUACUGGAGAAGUCACGCCUGGUCUACCAGGAGCACAAUGAAAGGAACUACCAUGUGUUCUACUACCUUUUGGCUGGAGCCACUGAGGAGGAGAGGAAGGCCUUCCACCUGCUCAAACCGGAGGAUUACCACUACCUCAACCAGCAGGACUGCUUAACAGUGGAAGGGGAGGACCUGAAGCACGACUUUGAGAGACUGCAACUGGCCAUGGACAUGGUGGGGUUCCUGCCUGCCACACGCAAACAGAUCUUCUCUCUGCUGUCUGCUAUCCUCUACCUGGGCAACAUCCUCUACAAGAAGAAGACCUACAGAGAUGACUCCAUAGACAUCUGUAACCCAGAUGUGCUGCCUACCAUCUCAGAGCUGCUCCAGGUGAAGGAGGAGAUGCUGUUCGAGGCUCUGACCACCAGGAAGACGGUGACUGUGGGAGAGAGGCUGAUCGUUCCGUACAAACUGGCCGAGGCUGGUACCGUUCGGGACUCCAUGGCCAAAUCCCUGUACAGCGCCCUGUUUGACUGGAUCGUGUUCAGGACCAACCAUGCUCUGCUCAACAACAAAGACCUGGAGCACAGUGCCAAGAUUCUUUCAAUUGGAGUGCUGGACAUCUUUGGCUUUGAAGACUACGAGAACAACAGCUUUGAGCAGUUCUGUAUCAACUUGGCCAACGAAAGACUCCAUCACUACUUCAACCAGCACCUCUUCAAGCUCGAACAGGAGGAGUACAGGGCCGAGAGCAUCAGCUGGCACAACAUCGACUACAUCGACAACACAGGCUGCAUCAACCUCAUCAGCAAGAAGCCCACCGCGCUGCUCCACCUGCUGGACGAAGAGUGCAAUUUCCCCCAGGCCUCGAACCAGACCCUGCUGGACAAGUUCAAGCGGCAGCAUGAGGGGAACAGCUACAUCGAGUUCCCCGCCGUCAUGGAGCCCGCCUUCAUUAUCUGCCACUACGCCGGCAAAGUCAAGUACGGCAUCAAAGACUUCAGGGAGAAGAACACUGAUCACAUGCGUCCGGACAUCGUGGCCCUGUUGAAGAGCAGUAAGAACGCCUUCAUCUGUGGCCUGAUGGGCAUCGACCCGGUGGCCACCUUCCGCUGGGCCGUCCUCAGAACCUAUUUCAGAGCCAUGGUAGCCUUCAGGGAGGCUGGGAAGAGACACGCCGACAAGAAGACUGUGAAUGAUGCUGCUGUACCGUGUGUUGUCAAGAGCGUGGACAGCUUCAGCUUCCUCCACCACCCUGUGCACCAGAGGAGCCUUGAGAUCCUGCAGAGAUGCAAAGAUGAGAAAUACAAUAUCACUCGAAAGAAUCCCCGGACGCCCUUGUCAGACCUCCAGGGCAGCAACACACUGAAGGAAAAGCCCACCAGGGAUGGUUAUGGCGUGGGCUGUAACGGGCGCCGGUCCAGACAGGGUGGUCUGUCCUCCUCUGGCUCAGAGUUUGCUGACGGCAUCUUCUUCAACUCUACUGGCAGCAAGCUGCUGGAGAGGGCACAGAGCAUCCUCAUGCGGAACAAAAACUACAAGUCCAAGCCCAGCUUACCGAAGCACCUGUUGGACGUGAAGUCUCUGAGGUACCUGAGCAGCGUGACCCUCCACGACCGCAUCACUAAGUCCCUCCUCCUCCUGCACAAGAAGAAGAAAACACCCAGCAUCAGCGCCCAGUUCCAGGCCUCUCUCAACAAGCUGAUGGAGACCCUGGGUCAGUCGGAGCCCUACUUUGUCAAGUGUGUCCGCUCCAAUGCAGAGAAGCUCCCCCUGCGUUUCAAUGAUGCCCUUGUGCUCAGGCAGCUGAGGUACACAGGCAUGCUGGAGACCGUCCGCAUCCGCCAAUCAGGAUACGCCAUCAAAUACACCUUCCAGGACUUUGUGCGUCACUUUCGUGUGCUCUUACCAGACAUCACUAGACCAACCAAGUCUGGCAUCAGGGAGUUCUUUCGUCAAGUUCAUCUAGCACCCGCUGGGUAUCAAGUGGGCAACACAAUGGUGUUCCUGCGGGAUGCGGAGCGUCAGCGGCUGCAGGCUCUGCUCCACAAGGAGGUGUUAGGAUGCAUCGUAACGCUGCAGCGCCGCUUCCGAGCCCGGCUGGAGAGGAAACACUUCAUCAACAUGAGACAGGCCGCUGAUGUCAUCCAGCGAUGGUGGAGGGGCUGCCUGCUCAGACAGUUGGAGGCAGCAGCGGACCCAGCCGUCCAGGAGGAGGCAGCAGCGGACCCAGCCUUCCAGGAGGAGGCAGCAGUGGACCCAGCCGUCCAGGAGGAGGCAGCAGUGGACCCAGCCGUCCAGGAGGAGGCAGCAGUGGACCCAGCCGUCCAGGAGGCGGCAGCAGUGGACGCAGCCGUCCAGGAGGAGGCAGCAGAGAACCCAGCCGUCCAGGAGGAGGCAGCAGAGGACCCAGCCGUCCAGGAGGAGGCAGCAGAGGACCCAGCCGUCCAGGAGGAGGCAGCAGAGGACCCAGCCGUCCAGGAGGAGGCAGCAGAGGACCCAGCCGUCCAGGAGGAGGCAGCAGAGGACCCAGCCGUCCAGGAGGAGGCAGCAGAGGACCUAGCCGUCCAGGAGGAGGCAGCAGUGGACCCAGCUGUCCAGGAGGAGGCAGCAGUGGACCCAGCCGUCCAGGAGGAGGCAGCAGUGUGCCUGCAGGCAUCGUGGAGGGGCUACAGGCAGUGCAGGCAGUUCCUGCAGUGGCGGGACUCUGCCCUGAUAAUACAGAGGCGCUGGAGAAACUGCAUCCAGCACAGGGCUCUGGCGGCCAUUACGGUGCAGACAGCCUGGCGUGUCUACAGAGAGAGAGCCCACGACCGUAGCACACGUGGUGCACUUAUGCUGCUACAGGCAGCCUGCAGGGGCUACAUGGCACGCUUGAGGUUCACAGAACUAAAAGAGCAGAGUCAGCAGGAAAAGCAGUUGCUCAAUGGACAAAGUAGCUCCACCACAGAAGAAGAGAAGACAGAUAGGACCAUGGGCCUGGAUACGGACAUCUCGGAGGACCAUGUCGUCGAGAUCACCCACCAUCAUGUCAUCCAAGAUGUCUCCACGGUCUGGCCUACUGAAGACUCUAAUGAAUCUAGGUGGAAGUGUUUGUUGGAAGAGGAAGAGGAUAGAGAGAGCGAGAGAAGACCGUGUAUAGACGAGUCCAGCAGACAGAGUAUAGAGCCCAGCAGCCACAAGACACGGGCCAAGAGACAGAAUCGGCGUAUGAGGGAGCUGGAGCAGACCCAGUUCAGCCUGGAGCUACUCAAGGUGCGGACCCACAGAACAGGAGGGACUCUGCCAGAAGAGGAGACCCAUGUACCCCCGUGUCCGGACAGCAUCUCCUAUCCCCUUGACGACCACCAACACCACCGGCCCUCCUCCCCUGGUAGCCACGGGAGCACCUCCAUAGACGUCGAGGUGGAGGCAGGAGGUUACCCCGGUUACCAUGUUAACCAGUCAGCGCCGCUCCGGACUUCUUCCCAAGAGGAUUCGGUGGUAAAACAGAAUGAUCUGAGCCCCGGGACAGAGGAGCUACCGCCCAUGCUACUGCCCCCUAUCAAGGAGGUGGUAAAACAGAAUGAUCUGAGCCCCGGGACAGAGGAGCUACUGCCCCCUAUCAAGGAGGUGGUAAAACAGAAUGAUCUGAGCCCCGGGACAGAGGAGCUACUGCCCCCUAUCAAGGAGGUGGUAAAACAGAAUGAUCUGAGCCCCAGGACAGAGGAGCUACUGCCCCCUAUCAAGGAGGUGGUAAAACAGAAUGAUCUGAGCCCCAGGACAGAGGAGCUACUGCCCCCUAUCAAGGAGGUGGUGACGGAGGCUACACAAUCCACCGUCUACAUCCCCCCUGAGGACCACAGCAGUGAGCCCAAGCCUAAGCAACAGAGCCCCAACAAGCGUGUGAAGGAGAGGAGAGAGUCCUCCUCUCGAGGGCCCGUGGUGGUGGUCAUCAGUAUGCAGAAGGAGACCCAGCUGGACGAAGAGGAACUGCGGGCGGCAAAAGCCCAGGAGAGUGCACUCCAGAUGGGUGUAACCCCUGCAACAUUCUCCCCUACACCCAUCGCUGGCCUGGAAGUAUCAGAGAAGGCCCAGCCGCCUAGGACUGUUACCAAACCUCCGAGAGACUUAGCUGGGGUCGACAUGUCUAGCUUUGUGCACUCCUCCAACUCCAGCCAUGGCCUUUGUCCUUCCGAGGUAGAUAUCCAGAUAGUUCUGGAGCCCAAGGCCCCCGCUGGUGAAGUCCCUCCCAGCCAGCAGGAGAGGAAGGCAGGCAGGCCAGCGCAGGACAACUGGGUCUCCACCGACAGGAUCCUGGAGAGCAGGGAAGCAGCCUUGGCAUCACAGAAGAAGACUCCGACCAAGAACAUCAUUGUCAAUAUGACUGAGAAGCCACCCUCCAGCGUCACGUUCUCACCCCGACGCAAGCUCCCCUUCUCCAAGUCUGAUAAGGACCUGGUGAACAAGGAGUGGUCGUUGGUCUCUGUCUCUAGAGCCACCACUGGACAGACCGCCAGAGAGGCUGCUCACAAGGAAGUGCAGAAGAGCAUCCACAAGACCAUGUCUUCAGGAGACCUGGGAAAGGUAGCAGUGCUUAGGAAGACAUCCAGUCAGGAUGGAAGCAGAGUACGAGGGAAGUUACGGUUCUGGGGCAAGACCAAGCAUGCAGAGAAGAAGCUGUCUAGAGACAAGCAGCAGUCCACACAGAGAGACGGCACUGACAAGAUAGACGGAACAACGUCUCCCCCCCACAGUCCCAACCUGAUGGGGACUAGGGGACGGGAGACCAAGGAGAACAAGGAGCCCUCUCCCAAAGUGAGGCGGAGGCGCAGCGUCAAGAUCAGCAGCGUGGUCCUAGAGCCCGCCCAGUGGGGGAACGACGCGCUACACAUCCUCACCAGCACCCACGACUACAGGAGCAUGAACGACUUUCUCAUGAAGAAGAUCAGUGACCUGGACUCGGAGGACUGUCAGAAGGACACCUUGGUGGACGUGGUCUUCAAGAAAGCUCUGAAGGAGUUCCGCCUCAACAUCUUCAACUCCUACUCCACCGCCCUGGCUAUGGAUGACGGUAAGAGUAUCCGUUAUAAGGACCUGUACGCCCUGUUUGAACACAUCCUGGAGAAGAACAUGCGGCUGGAACAGAGGGACUGGAGCGAGUCGCCCGUCAAGGUCUGGGUCAACACCUUCAAGGUCUUCCUGGAUGAGUUCAUGACUGAGUACAAGCCCAUGGACGGCACCAUAAUCAAGGCCUCCAAACCAGAACGUAAGAAGAGAAGGAAAAAGGAAUCUGACAUUGUUGAGGAGCACAACGGCCACAUCUUCAAGUCCACCCAGUACAGCAUCCCCACCUACUGUGAAUACUGCUCCUCUCUCAUCUGGAUGAUGGACAGGGCCUGCGUCUGCAAACUGUGUCGGUACGCCUGCCAUAGAAAGUGCUGCUCCAGGAUGACCACCAAAUGUAGCAAAAAGUACGACCUGGAGCUGUCGUCCAGACAGUUUGGCGUGGAGGUGUCUCGUCUGACCAGCGAGGAGAGGACCGUGCCUCUGGUGGUGGAGAAGCUCAUCAACUACAUCGAGAUGCACGGCCUCUACACGGAGGGCAUCUUCAGGAAGUCUGGCUCCACCAAUAAGAUCAAAGAGCUGCGGCAGGGGCUGGACACAGAUGUGAGCAGCAUGAACCUGGACGACUACAACAUCCACGUCAUCGCCGGCGUGCUCAAACAAUGGCUCCGUGACCUGCCCAACCCUCUGAUGACCUUUGAACUGUACGAGGAGUUCCUCCGGGCAAUGGGCCAGCCAGACCAGAAGGAGGUAAUCCGAGGGGUGUACUCUGUGAUCGACCUGCUCAGCAGAACCCACCUGAGUACACUGGAGCGCCUCAUCUUCCACCUGGUCAGGAUCGCCCUUCAGGAAGACACCAACCGUAUGUCGGCCAAUGCCCUAGCCAUCGUGUUCGCCCCCUGCAUCCUCCGCUGCCCCGACACCAUCGACCCCCUGCAGAGUGUCCAGGACAUCGGCAAGACCACCGCGUGUGUGGAGCUGAUCAUCGGAGAACAGAUGAAUAAGUACAGGGCCAGACUGAAGGACAUCAACAGUCUGGAGUUUGCUGAGAACAAGGCCAAGAGCAGACUGACACACAUCAGGAAGUCCAUGGGCAAAAGUCGUCUGCGGAGGGGUAGCAGCCACCACACGCCCUCCCCGCCCCUCAGCCCCAGAGUGCUCCCGGUGGUGGAUGGGGAGAGUGCAGAGGAGGAGAGGGCAGAGCCAGGGCUGACAGAACAGCAGCAGGCCACCAUGCAGCAGGAAGAGAGGGUCCUCACGGAGCAGAUUGAGGGCCUGCAGAGAGAGAAGGAGGAGUUAACGUAUGAGAUGUUGAUCUUGGAGCCGCGGGCGUCUGAUGACGAGACUCUGGAGUCGGAAGCCUCGAUAGGAACAGCAGACAGCUCUGAGAAACUCAACAUGGACCCUGAAGGAGCCGCCUUCAACCCCUCUGGCACCUAUCACUCCCGGAAGUCUGAAGCCAAGAGCCGCCGCUGCCUCCGGAGACAACCCGACUCGGUCGACUCCACCUCCUCCUCCUCCUCCUCCAUUAUACCUCAAUCCCCCAACUACCGCUUCCGCUCCUCCUCCUCCGGCCCCCUACUCUCCUCCUGCUCCUUGGGCCUAGGAGCCCCUUUAGUGGAAUCCGAGGGGGGCCCGAGUGGCACUGUGGGGGUGAAGAGUCGCCACCGGCUCAGGUUGAGUAGAAGCUCGCCGCGCGAGGCCCCUGAGGGCCACAGGAGGGAGUCAGACUUCAGCUCACUGCCCCAACAGCUGGUUCUGUAUGGCAGUAACGAGUUUAUGGUAUGAGGGAGAGUUGCAGAGGAGACAAGACAUCCGAACUGCCUUCCAUCCUCCAUACCAAUAGUGUGUAUUUGGGGAAAGAGGGAGGGAGGAAGUGAAACAGGGCUGGAAUGGGUCAUGUGGGCAUCCAUCUCUCACUGCUGUCCUUCUCUAGCUCUGCCCAUCUCUAUCCUCCUUCUCAGUGCCCGGAGGAACGCCACCCUUCCCAUGAUGCAGUUGGGUGCCGUCCUCUCUGCGGGAGAAGUGAAAGGUGAUGGAGAAACAAAAAGAGAGAUGGAAUGAUGAAUGGAUAAAAGAAGGAGGAAGCCUCAGAACUGAGAUGGAGGACUGGCAGGAGGCUGUAAAGGAAUCAAACAGCGACUAAACGCCAGAAAGCAAGUGAGUGAGGAAAGGAUGAGGGUAGCCUCCUUAACUCACCUGACCUUUGACUUCCAUGCCCCUCGACCCCUGCUGGAGCCUCGGGGGGGGGGGGGGGGGGGGGGCACUGGGGGGCUGGAGAUAAGAAAAGAGAGAAGCAAGUAGACAGCACCUUCUUUUGAACGCAGGUCUACGGUGGCUUGAGCCAGAGUCACUGACUGAGAGGACUAUUGGCCAUUUUGAUACGAGCCACUCAGCUACUCUCCGGCCAUUUUGAUACAAGCUACUCAGCUACUCUUCGAGUCUUUUUGAUACAAGCUACUCAGCUACUCUCCGGCCAUUUUGAUACAAGCCGUUCAGCUACUCUCCGGGCCAUUUUGAUACGAGCCACUCAGCUACUCUCCGGCCAUUUUGAUACAAGCUACUCAGCUACUCUCCGGCCAUUUUGAUACAAGCCGUUCAGCUACUCUCCGGGCCAUUUUGAUACAAGCCGUUCAGCUACUCUCCGGGCCAUUUUGAUACAAGCCGUUCAGCUACUUUCACGUCCGCUUACACGUUUACACAAUACAACCUGUCCAUGAGGCCGCAUGCUCCUUCAUUACACGUGUUUCCUAUGCCAGUUAAAGAGACUAUGGCGAUGAUGUGUUAUAAAUAUGUAUUAUGUGACUUAAUUGUUAUGUUAU